AAGGUUUCUGGCUUUGAAAAAUAGCGGAGCAGAAACUCGUUUUCCUCGUGCCGAAAUAGAGGUUGGUCCGCCGAUAAAUUGUUGCUGCUGCUUUUGUGCGUUACGUGUUUACGUUUUCAAAACGGCGUGCAACUCAUGAGGCAUCACAACUCAUCACCACCACCGCUCUCAUGACUCCCAUCAUAAGUCAUGUCAUAUAAUAUUAAAUCAGCCCCCACCGCCACAUGAAAUUGAAUAUGAAAACCUUCCCCCUCUGCCUCUGCCUCUCCUUCUCCCUCCUUUUCUUCUAUAUAUAAACUCCAACCUCCUCCCACUCCCACCUUCCAUUUCAAUCUCACGAACCCAAUUUAUAAAUUGCUCUCCAAUAUAUAAUAUCUAUCUACCUGCUGCCAACGUACAAAUUAACCAAGAUGAGAAGGAACCGCAACCUAGAACUCCGCCUCCAACCCUCUUCCUCCUCCUCCUCCUCCGCCUUCAGUACUCUUCCCUCCGCCGCCCCUGAUUCCAGUCACCACCACCGCCACCACAACCCAGAAUACAUGGUUGAGUCGGGGAACAGCAGCGGAAGCUCAUCGCAGCAGAGCAAUCAACAGCAGAUGACGAUAUUCUACAAUGGGAGGAUCUGCGUCUGUGAUGUUACGGAGCUUCAGGCGAGAGCCAUCAUAUUGCUUGCGAGACAAGAAAUGGAGGAACGGAUGAUCAGCCGAAAGCCCACGACGGCGCAGGCCUUGGAGCCAAUGUCGCCGUCGCUGCAACCUCAGCUACACAGUCCCACCGGACUGUCCAUGAAGAGAUCGCUGCAGCGGUUUCUCCAGACGCGGCGGCACAGGGUCCAAGCAACGGCUCCACACCAUCAUUGAUUACUUUAUUUGUUCGUUCACUUGUUAUUUUAGACUUCCUUUCUUCUUUUUUCUCUUCUUAUCGGGUUGUUCAGAUUGAAAUUUCACAAGGCAUAAUGUAAAUUAUGAAUUCCAGAUCA
Messenger RNA from Malania oleifera, 979 nucleotides. Its product is annotated as protein TIFY 5A-like. Bases 411 to 860 code for a protein of 149 amino acids. The transcript has 3 exons. Lineage: Eukaryota; Viridiplantae; Streptophyta; Magnoliopsida; Santalales; Ximeniaceae. Gene Ontology annotation, biological process: regulation of jasmonic acid mediated signaling pathway; response to wounding; regulation of defense response. Gene Ontology annotation, cellular component: nucleus. The record is from RefSeq and is a predicted model, not a curated record.